UGUCGUUUUAUUGAUUGGAAUGAUGUGGUUUACAAAAUUCCAACUUGCAAGAUGGUUAAUAAAUUAAUUUGUUUGCAAGCUACCGUAGUACGAGUAAGUGCCUCAAAGUUAUUAGAGUCCCGUCGAUCUUUUCGUUGCUUGAAUUGCUCUUCUGUUUUUUACGUUAAUAUAAGUUAUGAACAGAAUAAUAUUAUACCAAAACCGAAGUUCUGCCCUCAAGAAAAUUGCACGGGCGUUCGUUUUUUGGACAUGGUGGAAGCCAACAGCGGUAUUCCGGAAUAUUGUUGCGAUUAUCAGACUAUAAAAGUUCAAGAGCAAACGCAAAAUCUUGACUUUGGCUGCGUGCCGCAUACAAUAUCCGUUGUACUUGAGGAGGACUUAGUCGACUCGUGCAAAGCAGGUGACGACGUGCUGAUAACUGGAAUUCUUCUUCAAAGGUGGGAUUCUCUGCGUAUUAAUGAAAGAUGCGCUAUUGAGCUGUUUAUUAAAGCGAAUUCACUGGUGCAAGUUCAACCUCUUAAAAAAGAAUGCGUUCUAAGCGAUGAUGUUGUGGAGGAGUUCAGAAACUUCUGGCAGGAAUACGAAAACAGGCCCUUGUUAGGAAGAAAUAUAAUAUUGAGUUCUUUUUGUCCUCAACUUUACGGCAUGUAUAUCGUAAAACUGUCUAUUCUUUGCGUGCUUAUUGGAGGAAUUACUCGAAUAGACAAAGGGGGAACGCGGAUUCGUGGAGAAUCGCAUCUCCUACUUGUUGGGGAUCCCGGAACGGGAAAGUCCCAACUUUUAAAGUACGCAUCCAAGCUGGUACCACGUGCUGUGCUGACCUCUGGUACAGGCAUCACCACUGCGGGCUUGACCGUCGCAGCAAUGAAGGAAUCUGGCGAAUGGCAACUGGAGGCCGGAGCUUUGGUAUUGGCGGAUGGCGGGCUUUGCUGCAUCGAUGAGUUUGCAAGCAUGAGCGAGAACGACCGAACUACCAUCCACGAAGCAAUGGAACAGCAAACUUUGAGUGUAGCAAAAGCCGGACUUGUUUGUAAACUGAAUACUCGCGCUAUUGUACUAGCUGCCACCAACCCCAAAGGGAAGUACGACAUCGAAGAGGAUAUCACUAUAAACACUGCCUUGUCGAGCCCUCUCUUGAGCCGAUUCGAUUUGGUCACCGUCAUGCUCGAUAAGGUCGACUUGCACUGGGACAGGGAAGUAUCUGACCACGUGUUAAAAAAUGCCGGGAAUAAAGGAAAAAGAAGAGGCAGGCAAUGGUCUCUAGAGAAACUCAAGUCGUAUAUCUCGUUCGUUAAAAAACUUGAACCCCAAAUGACUGCUGAAUGUGAAAAAGUUUUAAAAAAAUAUUAUCAACUCCAACGGCAAUCCGACCUUCGCAAUGCCGCACGAACUACACUCCGUCUGCUAGAAAGUCUGGUAAGACUGGCUCAAGCGCAUGCACGGCUCAUGUGCAAAACGCACGUGGAAUUGUCGGACGCUGUCAUGGCCGUUUGGAUGAUGGAGUCUUCUAUGCACGGAGCUCCAGUUAGCCCUGAAAAGUCUCCUUUACGUUCUUUAUUUCCUGACGAUCCCGAUAAGGACUACUUUUUGCUCGAAGUGUCCAUUUUAGAACGAUUAGACGUUACUGAAUUGCUUCCAGCAGAAGUAAACAUCCAAGAUUAUAUGAAGGAAACGUUCAAUGAUACGCCCAUUCUUCCCGAAAUUACACUAAUGCCAUUACCUUCUGAAAAUGAGACCACGUGUUAUAACACGUGUCAAAACCAAUUUUUAGGAGCGCUUGAACCAGACAAUCGACCACGUGAUCUAGACGGCUUAACAGCACCAUUGGAUGAAAAACUUACCCGUUUUGCGUUUAAACCGAGGAAAAAGUUUUGCGGACUUCAUAAAUGUAAAGAACCAAUCAAUAAAUAACAAAUUAGAGCUCGUCCAAUAGAAAUAAGGAACGUUAUAACGGUUUCUAGGGAAAUAAUUCUUAAUAAAUUUUAAUUGGUUGGAAAA
Molecule: messenger RNA, 1998 nt
Organism: Zophobas morio
Lineage: Eukaryota; Metazoa; Arthropoda; Insecta; Coleoptera; Tenebrionidae
Product: DNA helicase MCM9-like
Exons: 20
Coding region: 52-1911 (619 amino acids)
Biological process (GO): double-strand break repair via homologous recombination
Cellular component (GO): MCM complex; nucleus
Molecular function (GO): ATP hydrolysis activity; ATP binding; single-stranded DNA helicase activity
Source: RefSeq, a predicted model, not a curated record